Messenger RNA from Melozone crissalis (California towhee), 496 nucleotides. It is a transcript of the gene FMC1, whose product is annotated as formation of mitochondrial complex V assembly factor 1 homolog. The transcript has 2 exons. Gene Ontology annotation, cellular component: mitochondrion. NCBI's taxonomy places the organism in Eukaryota, Metazoa, Chordata, Aves, Passeriformes, Passerellidae. The record is from RefSeq and is a predicted model, not a curated record. Bases 4 to 327 code for a protein of 107 amino acids.
AAGAUGGCGGCGCUGGGAGCCCCGCUGCGCACCCUGCGCGCGCUCCUGCGCGAGCUGCGCCACGCCGCCGGCCGCUCCUAUCGCGACAGCCCCGCCUAUCGGCACGUGCUCGCGGGCUUCCGCGCGCACCGGGUGACCAGCGAGAAGCUGUGCCGGGCCCAGCAGGAGCUGCACUUCCAGGCCGCCACCUACUUGUGCCUGCUGCGCAGCGUCCGGGAGCACGAGGCCCUGCACCGCGAGUACCACGGCAGGGGAGAGCGCUCGCCGCACGAGGUCGCCGGGCUCGUGGGCUUCAGACUGCCGCAGCAACCGGGAGGGAAGGGCUGAGGCGGGACUGCUGUGUUCGGUGUUUUUUCCUCAAUGAAUAAAUAUAUAUCCUAGAGCUGCCGGAAUGGGCUGGGGUCUGUAGCAGGUGCCUUUUGUCAGGUGUAGGUUAUGGCGUGAAAGGUGUAACUGGAGACAACCGACCCCUUCUGCCUCUAUCAGGCCUCCCAGA